Molecule: messenger RNA, 2028 nt
Organism: Saccostrea cuccullata (small rock oyster)
Lineage: Eukaryota; Metazoa; Mollusca; Bivalvia; Ostreida; Ostreidae
Exons: 5
Coding region: 136-2028 (630 amino acids)
Source: RefSeq, a predicted model, not a curated record
UUUCCAUCCUCUAAUGAAAAACGCUUAACACACCGAAUUAAACCGUGGGGCCUAACAUAGGUUUAAGUGAAAGGAAACACACUUUUAAACUGAUUGAAAAUGUCCAAUACCGAAGAGAGGCAAUAAAUAACUUCCAUGGCAGCCUCUCCUUACUCGUCUACAGAGGAGCCAACAAAUGCCUGUCGAGCCUGUCGACUUCUCCUGGGUCCUUGUACAGAUCAGUUUAGGGAUGUUUUCCGUCAUUUUGUACCGCCGUCAUCAUUUCAACAUGUAAUUCUACGUAAAACAAGUGACCUUCCACGUCUGACCGCACCCCAGAUGAAUCUUAUUUUACCUAGAGGAAGUAGUUAUACUGGAAACUAUAGUGAUAUGGACAUUUCUUUAUUGUACAUCCUACUUAGAAACAUUUGCAGCAUACCACCACAUAGCACAGGCUGGGGAAAUGCACCAGACCCUGCCGAUAGAUCUCUCUCUGCCAGCAUUGAACGCAUCCAUACAGCCAGAAAUCAGUGUGUAAUUUCAUCAAGUUCAGUCCUCUCCGAUGCUGAUUUCAACAGAAUCUGGUCCACUGUCAGAUCAGCAGUUGUGGACCUUGAUUCUUUUCUUAACAACGGAAAUCUUUUCAAAAGUCAGGUGGAUGUUAUCAAACAAGAGACAAUGGACCCUGUCGGUGAUCAGCAUUUCAUAGAAGAACUGAAGAAACAGAUAGAGGAAGAUGCACCGACAAAAGAAAUAGUGCAUGACUUACAAAAAAAGAUAGAGAAAAGUGAUGCUGAUCGAGUUGAAAAACAAAAUGAAAUGCAAAGAAUUCUUGAUGAAAUCAAGACACCAAAGAGCGUCAUCCCUCCAAAUGUAAAGGAUAACCAUGAAAAACAAAUUCAACAAUGGGUAGAAGAAGACAAGGUCUUCAGCAAAACGCAUAACUUCGAAGAAAUGCUUGAUAAAGUCAGAGAGCGACCUUAUUUGACUUUUGUUGGAAUCCCAGGAUCAGGAAAAUCGGCGACGAUUCAACAUAUAUCCCUGAUACUCCAGAAGGAAGGAUAUGAGAUUGUACCAAUUAUUGAUAUAAGAAAAAUUGAAGAUUAUUGUGAUUCGCUGAAACCACAGGUUUUUGUCAUUGACGAUGUAGUAGGCGUAUUAGGUCUUCAAAAACAAAAAUUAAAUCUAUUAAUGGAGUAUGAAAUUCAAAUUUCAAAUCCGUCUAACAAAGACACAAAAGUACUGAUGUCAUGUAGGGAAACAGUAUUUAAUGAAUGUCACAGUUACAAAUCGUUUUUAACGCAUGAGAAAACUGCAGUUAUGCUGCAUAGCUCUGAAAAUUCAUUAACUGUUGAUGACAAGAAAAGAAUUCUUCUGAAACAUGGUUUAGAUGAUAAAUUACUACCUGAUUCAUUGCUGAGAGACUCCUCAGGUAUGUUUCCCCUCUUGUGUAAACUAUAUUCAAAAGAGGAGAAAUUUCGAAACAAUGCUGAAAGGUUCUUUACGUGUCCAGUUGAAUGCAUUUUGGAGGAAUUAGACAAAAUGCAGCACCAAAACAAGUUAUAUUAUGCUACUUUGGUCUUAUGCAUGUUCAAUGACAAAAAGUUGUCCAAGGAAAUAUUGAAAAACACGGAAAACACAGCGUUUCAUGAUAUGAAAUCAGAUGUUCUUGAAAACUGUGAAGUUGAGAGUUACACAGAUGCAUACAAAUUUGACAAUGCAUUAAAAGCCAUGGAAGGAACAUACAUGCAUCUCCGUGGUAAUGAAUAUAACUUUAUCCAUGACUCAAUAUUUGAAAUCAUUGCGUAUCACUUUGGCAGUCAAUAUCCAAACCUUAUAUUGCAAUAUAUCAGCAGCAGCUAUGUUGCUAACAAAGUGAAAAUUCAGAAAUGUAAAAAAUAUGAGAUAGGCUUUGGGAAUAAACAAGCUUUUGAGAAUAAAUCAACUGCUAGAGAAAGUAAACCAGAAGAAGAGAAUGGUUCAGUCAGCAGUGAAAUCAGUAAUGACAAAGCUUUCAAUGAUCUCUGUAUAAGAUUAAAGGAGAAAUAA